UAUUUCGUUGCUAUCGGCAAGUUUUCCUCAUGUUGACCUGUUGUUGCAACACGUGUGGACAAGUAUAUAACAGCAGUUUAUGAAACAGUUCAUCGUGCUCACUGACUUAUUGUGAGACAGUUAGAUUCGAUCAGGCGACCCUACAACGGUUGCCGACGAUCAUCGUCAUCGUCGUCGACUUUCGGUCGGAACAGUGAUCUGUGAUCGUUUCGUAGAAACGCGAACAUCGUUUGUGUUAUUGUGGAUAUAUACGGAUCGCUAUUACAGUGUGGACAAAUGGUUGUGCUUGAAGAAGGCGGCAUGUUGACCUCCGGACAUAAUCAGUAUCUUCAACCGGAUUACCUUUCUCCGCUACCGACAACGCUGGACGCCAAGAAAAGCCCGCUGGCUCUGCUGGCGCAGACGUGCAGUCAAAUCGGUGCGGAUUCACCGACGAAACCGAUGAUUUCUCCCCUGGACAAACCGUCGAAGGGAAUCUCAGCGUCGAGCACGCGUUCACCACCGGCGGUUAAACUCGAACGAACGCGAUGCAGCCCGCAGGAAUCUAAGCCACUGGGCUUCAAGCCUUACGAGACAAACGUGGUGACAAAGAAGUCGUCCUCGUCCUCCUCUUCGUCCGAAGACGGUCGGCCAGGAUCGAAGGCGAGUGUGCACAGUGCGAGUGGGCAGGAUAACAGUGCGAUAGUGUGUGAAAGUACGACGCCAAGCAGCGCGGACAAGAAGUCGUUGUCUUCCGGAAGCGGAACGCCGUUGAGCAGGAAAUCAGCAUCGCCAGCGACGGGCGGCGGGCGAAAGACUCCCGGCGACGCUCGCGACAAGACUAACUCUUCGCCGCACGGCCAGGCGGCCUCCGGGGCCAGUCCCAUCAUCCGAUCCGGAAUGGAAAUGCUCUCCGGGCACCACCAGAAGGACUCUACCGCCGCGCUGAGCGCCUACAAGCACUCCGGCUUCGGGGGCAGCGCGCUGUGCUGCCCCCCGGGUCUCGCCGAGAACCCCGCCUUCCGGCCGCCCUUCGCGGGGGCCUCACCCUUCUCUCAUCACCACGCCGCAGCCGCCGCGCUGCUCGGUUAUCCGGGCCCAACGCCCGGUUCAGGGGCCGGAAGUCCUUACCUGAGUUACGCGAGGGUCAAGACGCCAGCCGGUGGUGAGGCGUUGGUCCCAGUCUGCAAGGACCCCUACUGCACUGGUUGCCAGUACAGCAUGCACAACGCGCAGAUGAUGAUGGGCGCCGGCUCGUGUCCGAGCGGCUGCACCCAGUGCGACCACCAGAAGUACGGCUUGGCCAUGGCGCUCUCGAGUUUGGGCCCUAUGCCGCCGCCUUCGCUGUCGUACCAGUCCUCGCUGGGGGGCGGAAGGCCUUACGUCUGCAACUGGGUAGCCGGUGAGUCCUACUGCGGCAAACGGUUCUCCGCCUCCGACGAGCUCCUCCAGCACCUCCGAAGCCACACCAGCCUCGGCAGCGGCGACCCCGCGACCUCCUCGGCCAGCCUCAUGAGUGCUCCGCCCCACGCUCACCCGCUCCUCUCGCCCUCCGCCGCCCUUCAUCGCGCGGCAGCCGCCGCCGCCGCCGCCUACCCAGCGCCAUCCCUCAGCCCCCUCAGCGCGAGGUAUCACCCCUACGGUAAGCCGCCGACGGGACCGUUGCCGGCUUCUCUCGCCGCAUCGCCGUACAGCGCCUUCAACGCUCUGGGACCCUACUAUUCACCUUAUGCGAUAUACGGACAGAGGAUCGGUGCCGCGGUUCAUCAAUGAAUUUAAGCAUCCCUUCUUCGUUACCAGUGGGUGGUGAAUUGUAAAUAUCAACUUUUCGUUGUUGAUUUUCCUUCUGUUUUUUCUCCUGUCAUAUCUCGCAAGCCAAUCUAGCUGCUG
Molecule: messenger RNA, 1869 nt
Organism: Diprion similis
Lineage: Eukaryota; Metazoa; Arthropoda; Insecta; Hymenoptera; Diprionidae
Gene: noc
Product: zinc finger protein Noc
Exons: 2
Coding region: 277-1752 (491 amino acids)
Biological process (GO): negative regulation of DNA-templated transcription
Cellular component (GO): nucleus
Source: RefSeq, a predicted model, not a curated record